Cynara cardunculus var. scolymus (artichoke) is the source of this 537-nucleotide messenger RNA. Its product is annotated as arginine and glutamate-rich protein 1-like. The record is from RefSeq and is a predicted model, not a curated record. The transcript is spliced from 3 exons. Bases 1 to 537 code for a protein of 178 amino acids. Lineage: Eukaryota; Viridiplantae; Streptophyta; Magnoliopsida; Asterales; Asteraceae.
AUGCCGCGUACUCGGAUUACCAGUCAAACUAGUGGAGGUACACCUACCCACGGUACGGGUAGAGGCUCUAGUACCGCUUCGGCACACCCGGAGGAGAUUGAGUCUGGUCGUGGUAGUGCUGCUCCGGAGCCGCUUCCACAACAGCGGACAUUUAUUGGCAUCCGUGGCAAAGAUUUCAAUGACACCAAAGUGAUCCGUCGGAUCACCAAGAUCAACCGAAAGCUACUUGAAGGCCCAUGGACCAGUUGGGAAAAAAUCCCAAAGGACGUGAGACGCCGGAUGUGGGAGCGGUUCCAGGAAAUUCAAACCUUAAAGACCCAACUUAGAGACUUACAGGAACAAAGUCAGCGCCAACUUAGAGACUUACAGGAACAAAGUCAGCGCCAACGGAUGAUGGAGGAGGAUCGACGUUUGGCGGCAGAGGAGCGAUGGCGGGAAGCAAAGGAGCGACGUUUGGCGGCGGAGGAGCAAUGGCGGGAAGCAGAGGAGCGACGUUUGACGGAGGAGGAGCGACAGCGGGUGGAGGCGGAGCGAUGA